UGUUGUGUUGUGCGACUGGGUUGUGUGCCGCGCUGUUGUUGCGCUGCCGGCCCCCCAACCAACUUGUGUGUGUUGCUGCCGUUGUGUUUUGCCGUCAAGUUGGGCAAAAUGUAUCUAGAUACAUAAUUGCCACAUUCAGUCGUCGUUAAAUAGUUGUACGGCGCAGUUCAAGCAGCUCUUUUUCAAUUUCACAAAUCAUAAUAAAAAUUUGUUGGAUAUUGAAACACGGAAUACAAGUGAAGCGAACAAAAAACACAUGGUGUUUCAGUUAGAAGAAGAAACAAGAACAACAACAACAAAAAUUUUAAGAGAGUUGGAAAUGUUUGUGUAGCAAAAAAGUAUUUAACUCUCGUAACCAAAAGAUUAUCAGCUUUUGUGAUCAAAAUAUGAAUAUUAUUAUUUGAAAUCGUUGAAUAUAUGAAUUGAUUUGAAAGAAUGAAUACACCUUUAAUAAAGUGUUAAAAAUCUGGUCAUUUAAGCAACCAGCCGAAGGCAAAAAAAAAAAAAAAAACAAGUGAAACACAUAAAAGUCAAAUCAUCAACAAAAUAUCAACCAAAAAAAGAAACAACAACAACAACAAAAAAGUGAAUACCAGUUUUAUGUUAAAACAGAAACAUAAAGAAACCAACAACAAAUACAUGAAAACAAAUUUCUUCAAAUGCUCAACAUUGGAAGCUGUUGCGCCAACAAAAGGAUUUAUUUAUGUGGAUAUAUUUCAUUUUUAUUAAACGGUGGAAAAAUUAUCUUCAAAAUAAAAGUGAAUCAAAAAUACAAAUUCCAUUGGAUGAAAAAUUCAAAUAAGUUCCAAGUGAAAAAAGCUUAAAAAAAGUGAAUGAAAUAAAAAAUAACAUAAUAAUAAUCACAACCUUUUAAAUAAAUUAAAUAUUCCAAAAAAGAUUAUUAUUUUAAGUGAUUUUAAAAUUUAAUUGCAAAAAUUUACAAAAAAAUAAACCCAUAUGCAACAAAGAGGCAUUCAACUUAAGUGAAUUGCGCCAAGGAAACUCACAUGAAAGAAGGUACCAAGUCAAACAAAUAAAAAAACCGCAGGCAUAGCAACAUGAGUAACAAGGAAAAAUUAAUUUGAAAUGUGUUGCUCGUAAUGUCACACGUACAAACAUACACCAACCUCCGCAAAUUUCAACAAUUUAAUUAACUAGAGUGGAUUAAUUUGCACCUUGUUAGGCUAAUUAAGGAUUAAAGGCAGAAAAGAAAAACAAAAAAAAAGAAAAAAAAAAGAAAAGGAAAAAGAGUUAAACAGACCACGUAUAGAUUCGAAAAUAGAUACCCUCAAAUAUAUUCAAAGGAUCAACAAAAGUAUUUAUAUCAACAAUAGACUAACUUUCUUGUAAAUCAAAUAAUAUUAGCUUAUAUCCACAAUUUUGUGAAAGCAAUACUGAAAUAGAAUGCCACACACAUGGACAAGUGGCAUUUGAACAAAGAAAAAAAAAAACAAAUUGUUAAAACAACAAUGAUAUCCUUUAUUAAAAUGUCAAAACUGGAAAAUAAAUUUCAAUAGAAAUUAUUAAAAGUAUUAUUUGGAAAAGAAAAUUCUUCAAGGCAUUUGUUUUUCAAUUUCAUUUUUACGGAGACAAAUUCGACGUUUUGUUGAAGUGUGAGUGCGUGUUGUAAUUAUUGUAAAUUAAAUUCAUCAUAAAUGUAUAAUAAAUCGGGUUAAUAAAAACAACAAAACCAACAACAAUUGGAUCAUCAUCAUUGCCUGUCAUCUACAAACAAAAAAAUCUUCCAAGAAGCUGAAAUAUUUGCAUAAUUUAAGCUAAUCAAAUGUGUGAAUUUUGACAUCGAAAAUUCCAACCAUUUCCAACUAAAUACCAAGAAUAGCUAAAAAAAACAACCAACCAAAUGUUUAUAAAUGAUGCCCGAAAUUGAAUGUGACGUGGCGGCAGCAACAACAGAUAUGGUCAGUGGUGCGGCACAUGCGCCCGUUUUCGAAACGUCGGUGGCCCAAAAAUAUUACAGCAUACAUCAGCAGCAACAGCAGCAACAGCAGCAACAACAACAUCAGCAGCCGCAUCCACAGCAUCCUCAUCAGCUGCAUUCGCAACAACAACAACAGCAGCUCUAUCCACAAAUUCAUUAUAGCUCAGCAACGGCAGCUGAUUAUAAACUUGCCGCGGAGCAGCAGCAGCAGCAUCAGUUGGAACAGGCCCAAUACAAGAUGGCCACAAGUUCGUAUGUUUAUCGUAGUCCCCUGACCAUACCGCCGCCGACAACACCUCAAACAGCAGCAAUGUAUGAGCAUAUUGCCAACAACAGCAACAAUGCGACAGAGGCUUACAACAAUAAUUAUCAUGCCAAUCAUCAGCAACAUCAUCACCAGCAUUCUCAUCAUCAGCUGCAUUCCAUAGCAGCUUUAACUAGUCAACAACAAACAUUGGCGGCAGCAUCAUCUCCUGCGACAGCAACAGGUGCCAAUGGCACGGCAGAUACGACAGCCAACCAAAAUAUCAACAACAACAGCCACCUUAAAGAGAAGAGACCAACAAGUGAAACAACAUUUUUACAAAAAUCUUUAGAGGCACCACCAAAGCAGGCCAGCUAUGCCACCAAUGGCUAUGACAGUUCUGCGGCAUUAGCCAUUAGUGGCGGAGGUGGAGGAGGUACCGGCAGUAUUGUGGGCGUUACGGGUGCCAAUAAAACGCUAAUGUCUUCACCGCCGCCCAUUGGUGUACAAGCCAAAACGCCACAGACGAGACAAAAUCUAUCGCCCACAGCAUCGGCGGAGGCUCAUUUAACAUCAACGAACAUGUCAGCGUCUGCCACAUGGCAUCCUCAUGUUUAUGCCCGCCCACCUACUCGUCCCACCCCCCAUACCAUAGCCGAUAUCUUGGGUUUGCGUGAUUUAAAUGCGGCCAUACAUGCGGUCGGCAGCAACAACAACAAUACGAUUAUGUCAACAACAACAACGACGACGACGAACAUCAACUUACCGCACAACACGAACGCCCUGAUAUCGCGCGAUCCACACGACGAAUCAUCGAAUUCAUCGGCCACAACGAUACCCCCCGCCCCUGCCAAAUCGCCCAAGAGUAUUUUGCGCAAUUUCCAACAGCAAUACUCGCAGCAGAUCACCCAGUUCGAACAGCAACAGGCACGAAGUGCUUCGGCCAGUGAUACAAGUGAGGAUGAUAAUAUUGGUGGUCACACUGUGGGGAGUGGGGUUGGAGGUGGAUGCGCUACUAUUCCCAGCAUUGCCACUACGAAUAACACCUUAACGCCGACUGCAGUCGCCGCCUCUGAAGAUCUUUGUCUUGACCAGCCAUUGAAUUUGUGCGUAGCCAAAAAGUCUAGAGAUUCCCUGUCACCGCCACCUGCCGUCAAACAAAAUCAAAUUUUAGGCAUCACCCCGUCCGUGGAUCGUGAAAAAUCACUGCUGGGCAAACAUCUAAAGAAAGAUCCUCAUCAUGCGGCCGUAAAGAAUAGCAUGAAAAAGAAGAAACUCGCCUCGGCACAUGUUGCCUCCAGUGCAUCCAUCCUGCCACCCGAUGUCAGUCCGUCGGGCAGCAGUGAUAGUCUGAUGCGUGAACGAUUGGCCCCACCCGCAAUUAGCACUACACCGCCGGCUGUUAGCUGUAUGGAAACAACAGAGGAUGAUUCCGAUUCCGGGUCGACAGAUGCUCGGCGUAAAAAGAAGGCACGGACUACAUUUACAGGACGUCAAAUAUUCGAGCUGGAGAAACAGUUUGAAAUUAAAAAGUACCUUAGUUCAAGUGAACGAACCGAAAUGGCAAAGCUGUUGAAUGUCACCGAGACGCAGGUGAAAAUAUGGUUUCAAAAUCGUCGAACCAAAUGGAAACGACAAGAUAAUGUUACCAACUCGGAGGCAGCUGAGGUUAAGUCCGCCAAUUCGGGAAAGAUAACAACAACCACAACAAAUAGCACAGCCUCAUUGACGACUAGCUCGUCUUGCUCGACAGCAACAGUGGCGGGAGCAACAACGACAACAACAACAACACCGGCAUUAUCCUCCAGCACAACAACAGCAACGACAACCAUGGAAAGUAGCAACAACAUUUUAGCAAAUGGCAAAUCAAUGCCAACAGCAACAUCAAAUGGCCCAGUGACCACAAACACUGAUGCGAUUUUAGCAGCAACAACAACAACAACGGCUACAACAAAGAAAAAUGCUCUCAUCAAUGGGACACGGCAUGGCAGUGAGGCAACAGCCAAUACCAACGAAGGUAAACGUAGCAUUGCAAACGAAUUAAGUGCAAAAUUCACCGCUAAACAAGCGACAAAAAUCAAAAAACAAUUGAAUGCUCUGCUCGAGAAAACCUCAAAAAAUGCUACAGGUCUCACAAAGCAUGAGCCAGUGCCCGGUGGCGGCAGUAGUUUACAACAUGCAUUACAAGCUGCCUCGGGUCAGGUUGCAACAACUGGUGCUGCAACGGCUGUUGGCAAAUUAGCAAAUACCACUGGAAGUGCAGUAAUGGAUAACAAGAAUGGCCCCAGUCCAUCGUCGGCCAAUAACAAACAAUUGUCCAACAACCAUCAGCAGCAUCAUCAUCAUCACCAGCGUGAGCGUGGUAGUGGUCAUCAUCAUCAUCAUCAGCGCCACUAUGCCAUACCACACCAUCAUCAUGCUAUUCCAUUAACGGUUGAGCCUGCAGCACCCUUGGAACAGACUGAAAAACUCGAAAUCAAACUGGAGGAAUCGCCACAACAUCGCGAGUUGCAAUUAACAUUGUUACGUGCCGCCGCUGCCGCCCAACAAGCCGACCAACAGAGUCCACAUUAUGGCGAAAUGGAUUUUGAAAGUAAAUUGGCCGCAUCGAAAAUAUCAAAUGCCAGCAAAUUGAAUGGGCUGGAAGGUGCCGCAGCGGCUUUGUCCAAAAAGUCUAAAGCAACCAGCAAAAGUGAUAGGCAUCAUGCCAAAGAGUCGGCAGUUAAAGCUGAAAUCAAGGAAACAAAGGAUGCCACAGUGGCCGCAAAAAAACAAGACCGCAAUAGUGUCUCGGGUUCUGCUCACAUGAAUGGCCAAGGCAAAGAUGAAGCUCUACAACAUUCAUCUAAAAUGCCGUAUAAACUGGAUGGUACUACUGAAGUCAUAGGCAAAACAGGUGACGAUGAUGAUGAUGAUGCUGGGGAACAAAUGGAUUUGGCCACAAAUAAAAAUUCCGAGUCAACUUCUUCACCCAUGGACAUUGAUGAUAAUUUUAUUGAGAACAAAAAUCGAUUGCAGCCUAAAGAAGAGACUCAGCCAACAGAGCCCAUCACUGAUUCUUUAUUCACGUCGCCGCCGCCGUCAUCAUCAUCAUCGUCGUCGGCGGCGUCUGCAUCCUCCUCUUCGGCCGCAAACGACAAUGGCGACGAUACGGAAAUGCAAGAAAUUUAAAAUUUAAUGAAAUCGAAAAAAAUCAUUUUGAAAAAGAUCUUCCAGUCGAAAAGAAAAAAACCAAGCAAAAGAAACAAACAAACAAAUUGAGUGCCAAAAAUUAUUUUCAAAUAACCGAUCAAUCAAUCAAUCAAUCAUGCUGCUAUAACCUACUUAUUAUGCAUUACUUAGUUUAGCAUUAAAUAGAACUUUAAGAUUUGUGACACACAAAACGAGAGAUGUUUUAAAUUUGUUAUUUAAAAAAAAAAACUAUUAAAAUUAGUUUAUAAUUUUGUAAAUUUGGUUUGUAAUUUUUCAAAAUUUCAACAGCUUUUUUCUGAGAAAGUUUAAUUUUUUAUAAGAAAACUCGUGGCAAGACAAUUCCGGUAGACUUACACUGUCUUUACACGGUGGCAUUUUUAGCUGGCAUUUUUAUCAAUUCUCUCUUUAAAAUUUCUGCGUAAAUCUUCGCGCCUUUACACGGUGGCAUUUUACGAUAAUAGUGCUUGGCAUUUUUUCUGACAUUUUAUUUUAUUCAGUAUUUCGUAUAGAGCUAAUUGUUUGUAACAGAUAUUUAUAAAGAAGUGAUUUAAAAUUAAAUGUGUGAAUCUAAAGAAGGAAUGAUGGAAAAAGUUAUUGAGGUGUUAAAUAUUGCAUUAUUAACUUUUAUUUUAACUUUCUUUUUUUACUUUUUAAUACUUCCAAUUAAUUUUCAUAUAAUUCACUAUACAAUUCAGUCACUAAAAACAUCACAUCACAAUAAAAGAAACGCAUCAAAAAUUAAAAUAAAGAAACGAUAUGAAAUGUUAAAAUCAUAAAAAAUUCGGAAGAAGCAAAAAGAGAAAUGCAAAGAAAAUGUCAUGUAACCCUGUGCGGUGGCUUAUCGUGCCAUUUUUUCUUCUAUCCUUGUCUCUCUACACUUUUUACCAACAAAAAAAAUGGCAUGGUUAAAAAAUGUCACCGUGUAAAGGCAGUGUUAUUUUCUAAAUCUAAUAUGGCAACCACUUUCUAAAGUACUCGAGUAAAUUUAUUUUCAUACCUGAAAUAUUUACGUAUGACGAGUGUCAUAUUUUACAAAAAUAAUUAAUAAUAUAUUAUUUUCAGCGUUCCUAGGUAAAAAAACCGGUUAUAUGUUUCAUAUCUUAGGAAGACGGCUAUUUAUCUUGUCUUAAGAUUAAACUUACAAAACAGAGAUUUUAAAACCAUAACCUUAAAGAAAAUAUUCUUGAUGCUGUUAGUUCUUGUGAAGUUCUCGAAUAACGUUUUAAGUUAGCCUUUGAGGAUCAAAAACUCAGAAUAACCUAAGAAAUAUGAAAUUCUUCAAAUUAUCUGUUAUAUGGUUUCUGUAUAAAACCACAUCUUUCGCCGGCAAUUUUCUGUAAUGAAAUUAACACCAAAGUCGGGAUGUAAAUCUUCUACUAGUAUAACAGCAAAAUAAGGUGCUAUAUUAUCUAUUUUCUUACCUGUCCUAGCUGCCGAAAACCACAAGUGGCUAUCGUUAGAGCACUCCAACAUUUAAAUCGGAAUGAAUCGUUUGCGUCUCGUAUCACCGCUCGUUACCGUGAUACUGGUAGCGUAGCCCGACGUCAAGGAAGUGAACGGAAGAAAACAUCAACAUCAGCAAAAAUGGUUCGAAAAGUAAAGAAGCGACUUGAUCGAAAACCGGGUCACAGUGGCCGAAAAAUGGACCGUGAGCUGAACAUAUCGUAAUAUUCCAUUCGGCAAAUAUUGAAAAAUGAGCUCGGGGUAAAGCCAUUGAAAUUCCAAAAAGUGCAAGAACUUACACCGCAUCAGAAAGAAAAUAGACUCAAAAGUUGCUUCGCAUGGCCGAAAGUGGUGAACUGCCGAAUUUGGUUUUCUCCGAUAAGAAAACAUUCGUUGUCCAGCAGUUUGUAAACAAGCAAAAUGAUCGAGUUUACUUGCCAAAGAGGUCAGCUGAAAAUGUGCACCUUCGGUUGGCCACCAGAACUCAAGCGCCGACCAUGGUGAUGGUGUGGGCCUCCAUAACAGCCGAUGGUCGCUCUCCGCUCGUAUUAAUCGAUUAGAAUAAAUGCCGAAUAUUAUCUCGAAAAUAUUCUGGAGGGUGUAUUAAAGCCUUGGACACGCAAACAUUUUGGCCGCAGACUUUGGACAUUCCAACAGGACUCAGCACCAACGCAAUCAGCACGCGCCACGCAAGAAUGGUUACAAAAUGAGGUUGCUCGCUUCAAUUCCAGCGCACAAUGGCCACCAAAAAAGCGCUUCACCGGGAAUGGGGCAAAAUACCGCAGAGCAACAUUUGGGCAGCGUGUGACGGUUUCAAUGGCUGUUUGAAUGCCAAAAUUCAUGCCAAAGGUGACCAAUUCGAACAAAUCUGAACGUAUUCUAAAAUUUGAUGCUAUUUCCGACAUUUUUUGCUUUCACUUAAUAAAAUUAAAAAAAAAAUGUAAAAACUUUGGGGUUUGACUUUGUUGCAGGUUUUUUUAUCUCACCCUGUAAAUCUAAAUUUCUUGGCGGCUGUACGCUCAUAUUCAAGGAAUAACUGCAAAAUUUAAAUAUGA
Messenger RNA from Musca domestica (house fly), 7873 nucleotides. It is a transcript of the gene NK7.1, whose product is annotated as mucin-5AC. Gene Ontology annotation, biological process: regulation of DNA-templated transcription. The transcript is spliced from 6 exons. Gene Ontology annotation, molecular function: DNA-binding transcription factor activity, RNA polymerase II-specific; DNA binding. Bases 1872 to 5354 code for a protein of 1160 amino acids. NCBI's taxonomy places the organism in Eukaryota, Metazoa, Arthropoda, Insecta, Diptera, Muscidae. The record is from RefSeq and is a predicted model, not a curated record.